Sarcophilus harrisii (Tasmanian devil) is the source of this 5518-nucleotide messenger RNA. RefSeq names its product tumor protein p53 inducible nuclear protein 1 (gene TP53INP1). Bases 404 to 943 code for a protein of 179 amino acids. The record is from RefSeq and is a predicted model, not a curated record. Gene Ontology annotation, biological process: autophagosome assembly; positive regulation of DNA-templated transcription. The transcript is spliced from 5 exons. Gene Ontology annotation, cellular component: nucleus; autophagosome. Lineage: Eukaryota; Metazoa; Chordata; Mammalia; Dasyuromorphia; Dasyuridae.
GGGCGGUGCGGCCCAUCAGCUGUUCCGUGAGCUCUACAACAACAAAAGGACUGGAGGCAGCGGUGCUGCGACUUCGCAGCUCGGCAGCUCCGGCCCGUGCGGGAGCGGCGGCGGCGGCGGCUGCAGGGCUAGGAGAGAGGACGAGAACUGAGAGCAGGACGCCGCUCGCUGCCCCGCCAGGCUCUUCGCCGCUACCUCAGCCGCCCGGGGCGUUCCGAGCCGUGCCCCGCUAGCUUCUCAGUCCCUGAGGCCAGCCUGAGGAUAAUGAUUCUUCAUACUCCAUAUCUUUCUUAAAUAAGAAUUUAUGCACUUUAAUUUCCUGUCGUGCCAUUGGGUUUAUCUAAGACGCCGUUUUUGAAAUCGCAGCUACAGAACUAGCCAAAGUUUCAUUCUUGCCUUAACAAUGUUCCAGAGAUUGAAUAGUAUGUUUGUGGGUGAAAUCAAGACCUCUAGCAAAGAACCAGAAUUUAGUGAAAAAGAAGAUGAUGAAUGGAUUCUUGUUGACUUUAUAGACACUAAUUUUUCAACAAAAGUCGAAGAGGAAGACAUCAGUGAAGAAUCUCCUACUGAUCAUCCUCCAGUUUUUUCUUGUUUACCAGCUUCCUUGGAAUGUUUAGCUGAUACUAGUGAAUCUUGCUACGUCCAAUUUGAGGCCUGUCCAAUGGAGGAGAGUUGGUUUAUUACCCCUCCCCCAUGCUUUACUGCAGGUGGAUUAACCACUAUCAAGGUGGAAACCAGUCCUUUGGAAAACCUUCUAAUAGAACAUCCCAGCAUGUCUGUUUAUAAUUCCUCCAAGAAUCUUAAUGAGGGUAGCUGUGAGACUGAAUUUCAUAAUCCAAGCAGUCCUAGGCCUGGAAGUGGUGAAGGGGAAGUAGAGGGAGGAAAAACUUCAAACUCAGCAGCCAUCCCUCUCUCAGACUUCCUUCUGACUGCAGUGUCCUAGUAAGGGAAAAACCAUGAUUGGAGGAUGUCGGUGGAAAGAAUGGAAGUACGGAAUGAAGUGGGGCAACAUGUUCACUGCUAUGUUGCAGCUCUUGCUGCUCAUUCAACUUUCCUUGAACAAACCAAGAGCUUUCGUCCUAUCCCGUGGAUAAAAGAACAUGGUGAAAGACAUUCUCUGAACAGAAAUAACCUCCGUCGCCAAAAUCUUACCAGGGAUUGCCACUCUCGGCAAAUCAAGCACAAUGGGUGGGUUGUUCACCAGCCUUGCCAGCGUCAGUACAAUUACUGAGAAUUCCAAGUCUUAAGCAUAUCAAUUUGUUGGUAUAUUGUUCUUGGUUUUAUGUGUGAGUGGGGGUGAGUGUGAUGUGUGUACAUACACUCAAAUAAUGAAAGUGUGUAUUUGCAGCUUGACUGAUGAUCAAUCAUUUAAAUAGAAUUGUUUUUCUAGGUAAUUUUUCUUUAAAAAAUUACAUUCUGUAUGUCACACAAUGCCUUGCUCUUAAGAGUUUUUUUCCUAAAUUUUUUUCAGAAUGUUUUAGAACAUCAGUACAAUUGCAGUGUUUUGUAUUUUGAGAAUGUCUGAUGACUCAACUAAGUUAUGUGAGUUAGUUGGCAUUUUAAAGAAAUUUCUUACUGAGUGAUGGAAUAGUCAGGUUUCAGCUGAAUUUCUUUUCUUUUUCUUUCUUUUUUGUAUUAAUCAAAAGUUUGAGUAAACAUAAUUUCUCAGGGUCAGCCAUACACUUUAAUGACCAGUACUUGAUAAGCUUUUCUGUAUAUAAUGAACAUUUUUUUUUUUUUUAACCACACUAACAAGCAUGAAAAGGCAAUGGUUGCCAUGGACAUAAUGGAAUCAUGGCUGGACUUUUCUAUUGAAAGAGAACUUGAUAUUAUACUCUUUCCUCAUAUAGUUCAUUUUGAUGUCAGGUACAUUUAGUUAAUAGAUAGGAGUUAGCUAUCUUUCUGAUUAUUAUAAUGAUGUGGUACAAAUAUUGCAGGUUAUGGGACAGAAAUACCUGUUUCAUUUAGUAAAAUUAAAGGCAGAUCUGUGGUUUAUAUUUAGAAGUGUUCAUUUUGUGUAAAGAUGCUCAUUUGUUCCAGUGUUUUGAUUACUUAAGAUCUCUUCUUUUUGACUAUUAGUUAGUCAUUAUAAUUGUGUACAAUUUAAUACAGCCUCUUUACUUUUACACAAUGAGAAGCUAAAAGUCUUUAUUUCUAACCCAGGAACAGGUUGUAAAAGCCUGUGCUGAUAAUGUGGUGUGGUAUGCAUGAUUUGACCCCUGACAAACAUUGCUUCCAGACUAAGAUUGUCUUGAAUGAAAAUUAGUAGCUGGAGUUUACUGUUUUGUUUGGGGGAGGAGUUUCUUGCUCUAUGGGCUAAUUUUUCUGGUUUGGGAAAAAUCUUCAACUACCCUGUUCUGUUUUCCUCAUUCAUUAAGGGGAAUAAGAAUACCUACCUCACAGGGAUGUUGUGAGGAUUAUAAAUGUUAUAAGAUUUAUAAAACUGGACUUUCAUAAAAUUCCAAGGGACUCUUUCUACUGAAUUGAUUGUUAUUUGACUAUGUAUCUGCCCAGGGCUGUUUGGUUAGUUCAAGAGAGCAUGGUGCUAAUGAAGACCAGGCUCUGGUUUAAUUUCCUUCAGGACAAUUAAUUAGCUUCACAAGAGAAAACAUGACAGAUUUACCAUAAAUCUGUAGCUAGCCACUUUACAAUUUUUAAAGAUAAUAUUUAGUGAUGACUUUUAACUGGAGCUGUUCACACUACAAAUUCCCAGUUCCUUAUAUGACCCAAGGACAUAUAAUUAGAACUCAAAAGCCCAUUUUCUACUAGGAUUAGAAGAAUAUCACCAGGCUGAUAAUUUAUCAGAGUCCUUUUUCCUACUACAAUCCAGUCCUGACUAAAUAGUAAAUGCAUGUUAAGAUGCUUUCAAAAGGAAAAGCAUUAUAAUCAUGCAGAGUAUUAUUUUACAUGGCUCUGUGUUGACUUCAGAUGCCAAGAACUAUGGGAAUCUUUUCUUCCCCUUUUAAGUGGGAAAAGCUGUGUUGAAUAGCACGGGGGUGAUUGUGAUUCAAAAAGGUCAAAUGGUUAGUGUGUUUAAAUGCUUAAAAUAGUUUGUUCUUCCAAUAGCAUUAAGAAAGUGUCAUUUUCAGAACAGGGGAUUUAAGUCUACUUUUUAUGGCCUUCCCCAUUAUUUAUUUUUUCUGAUUAGGGGCCAAGUCCACAAAGCUCUGUCAAACUGGGCAAGUAUUUUGUUAAACUGCUUGUGUUUACAUGGAAGAAGAAUGAUUUAGAAACUGUUUGCUGAUAGGGCACUACAGUUGGAUAACUUGAAAAUAAUAUGGCUAAAUGGCUUCUUGUAAAGCUUCUGAGUAUUGAGAAGGAAGAUUUUUAUACAUAGGUUACAUGAAGUGCUGGUACCUCAAACUAUAGAUCUGACAUUCAGUUGUGAAAAUUUGCUAUGGCCACAUGAACAGAUUAGUAUAGAAGAUUUUUGUAGUCUUUUUUUUUCUAGAGGGCUAUUAAUUCACUCAGCUUUGUUAGCUACUGACCCUUUGCCUAACAGCUAGUUUUAUAAGCUUAAGAAUUCUUUUUUUCCAAAAACUGUUGGAAUUGUAUGGAGUGAGAAUUAUCAGAAUAUCUGUACUAUAAGCAUGGUAUGGUAUUUAGGUUGGCAUCAAAAUUUCCCACUUAUAAUUUCCCAUAUAGUUGAAAUUCUUGAUUAUUCAAGGUGCAAGGCCAGUAGCCUAGUUGGAAAUGUGAAUUUGAUGUAAAAUAAAAUAUGGCCAAAGAGAUAAUGUUUUAAAGUUUAUUAAUAAAUGUUAGUGGUCUGAAUGAAAUCACUUAAUCUAUGCUCCCUGAAAUUCAUAUAAGGAGAAAUAAUGCCUCUUUUAAAAUUUCUAAAACUUUUUUCACUGUUGGCAGUUAGUUUUUGCUAAUAUCAUUUAGAUAGACAUCAUUCUGUCCUUCAUAUAGUCUUAUUACUGUGCUAUAAACUGAAAUUAAUUAUCCAUCAUUUAUCUUCCAUAUGAAUGCAUUAUUCAUUUUAAGUUUGGUUUGUUUAGUAUUUUUGCAGUUCUAAAAAUGGUUCAAUUCUAAAAUUUUCUGCUAUAGGGAAUUUUUGUUGUUGUCCUUGACUUGAUUCAUGCUACAUGCUUUGUUUAUAUGCUCUUCUAUCAUCAAUUUAAUUGUGUCCUCGCCCUAAACUAACUGUUCUAGUAGAGAACAGUAUAUUUGCCUAAUAAACGUUUUGCAAGUUUUACUUAUUUAUGCUUUCAAAGUGAAAUCAUACUUUUCUUGAUUUCUUUUAGAAGGAAAAGAGCAAGGAAGAGUAUAGCCUAAAUCCUUACUUUCUUAGAGUUGGAAAAGACAAAAAUGAAGGAAGAUUAAAUUUGUUCACCUCAAAUUAGAGCUGUAAAUUAUCAUUUUAAAUAGUGAGAUUGAAUAGUGAAGUGAAAAGAACUUUCAAGUCUUAGGGCUUUUAUUUUUACUAAAUAAAGUUUGAGACUGCUCCUUUCUUUUGGAGAUACUAAUCUGUUUGGUGGUUUGUGUUUGUUUUAGUAAUGUUAUUACAGUUUUUAAAGGUCUGUUCUUACUAAUCCUUGUAGAACUGGGCCUAUAGAAUUGAAGAUCUUUUGUCAGUAGUCAAGUUAGGGUUGAUUUCAUCCAUUUCCAUAUGUGUGUUUGAAAUAUUAUUUAAAUUUUUUUUAUCUGGAAAAAGUCACAUUUUUGUGGUUUAGUCUUGUCAUAUACCAGUUUUCUUAAAACUGUCCAAGUUUAAGCAGUUUGAAAACUUGGGUAGGAGGACAUUUGUUUUAAUACCUUUAUUGUGGGAGAAGAAGUUACUUUCAGAAAAGGCAGCUUCAGUGCAAGAUGAUAUAUAUGGUUGCAUAUCAUUGGGGAUUCUUUUAAUAUAUGAUGGGAUUUGUGUUGUUGUUUUGGAUUUAAACCUAAAUGUUACGCUCCACAUAACAAUACUUUGUAUUUUGUCUGGGAUUUUUAUUUUCUGUUUACAAAUUGAGUCACUAGUGGAGAGGCUGGAGUAUGUGAAGGGAGUCUGCUGUCUCACCUUUGAUUUGUUUUCCUCAGAGGUUAUGAACUUUGUUAUGUUUAUGUGUUACAUAUAAAGUAAAAGAAAUGGCUUUGAUUUAAUGUUGUGAAUAUGUUGAUCCCUUUCCCCUUAACUCCCAAGAUAAUACAUUUUGUAACUAGAGUAUUGUCAAUUGGACUAUGUGCCUUGUAAAUGUGUUUCUGUGUAUACACAGAAAUUUUGAACAACUUGAAAGACUUGAGGACAUUCAGUUAGGAGAAAUACUGUACAUCAAUCUAUGCAUAAAUGGCAGCUUAUUUCUUGAGCCACUAGAAAAUUUGAUAUUGAUUGGUUCACAGAGGAAUGGUUGGUUUAACAAAACUGAAUGAAUAAUACAAUACAGCACUUUGCCAAAAAAACAAUUGUAGCAUUGCUUAAACAUGUGUACUAAUACCAGUUUUUGUAUGGGGGGAGGGGUCCUGGUGCAUUUUGCACUUCUUGAAAAUGUACUGGUCUUUACCUGUCAGCAAAUAAAUGUCUUUUGCUUCAAAA